AUGGAUAGCGUUGGCGUGGCACGGAUCAUCCUUCAUUCAAACCUGCACUGCGACUUUGACCAGGUGCGGUCUGGGUUUGCGAGUAUCACAGAGACCGAACGUUGGCUACACAGGAGCAAGUCUAGACCAAGUGUGCAUGCUGGUUCCGCAUAUGUCACUCAGUGUAGGCUGAAGCCAGAACACGCAGCCUCGACAGGAUUUGGGUACGCCUUUGCGGUCAAAAGGCUCUUGUCGAUCGAUGCGGAGCUGGGUAGCGAAGAAGCGGAAAUCAUGAAACUGCUGAGAUUUCCUCAUAUUUCGGCGCUGCUGGGAACUUUCGAAGACUUGCAACUAUUUCAUAUCAUCAGCUAUCCCGCAGGCUGUUGCGACCUGGGCGACUUCAUGCACUGCAUUUCCGAGAACCUCAAGGGAAGAUUGUGGGAGUUCCGGAGCGAUCUACCGCAUAAGCCGAAGCCCGAAAAGAUGACGCAGCAACAAGAAGAGCGAGAGAAGUUGUAUAAUUGGAUCUUUGCGCUCGAUGUCGCUUGCCAGCUUCGGAUGUUGCAGCGGUACUUCCUUUGUCUUUGCCAGGCUUUAAGGUUUCUGCACGAGACCGGCGUUCGUCACAGAGAUAUAAAACCCGAGAACAUCAUCAUUGACAUACAUGGCAACGUCUUGUUCACCGACUUCGGAAUCUCUCGCAAAUAUGACAAGGAAAAAAACCCCAACCUAGCCAGCGAUAACAAGUCAACUGCAAUGACCAGAAAGUACCAGCCGCCAGAAGUUUAUAAGGGUAUGGACAGGGAGCUGAGAUCGGACGUGUGGUCCCUGGGCUGCGUAUUUGUUGAAAUGCUCACACUCCUUUAUGACAUAUCCUUGGACGAACUCAAUCACAAAUGUUUGGGGAACUUGGGCGAAUACUGCAACGCCAUCGACGAGUUACAGGCCUGGGUCACCAAGCUUGGAAACCAAGAACCGCAUAAGGCGUUGAAGGACGAGGGUGUCGCAAGGUGUCUUACUACCGUCCGGAAUAUGUUGCAUAUAGAAAUUGGACAGCGUCCACUUUCUACAACCUUGUGGAAGAGUUUUGAUUUUCCGCGUCAGGGGCGUUGUCCCGACUGCCAUCCAGAAGAAGACAGCGCUUGGCUCAAGCAUGCCUCCACGGACCAGCUCAAAGAUCGAGAUCUCGCCAGGAACAAGACGAAAGAAAUUCAGAAACUGAACAACGACUUGGGUCAGCAGUCACAAGCGGAGCAGCAAGCCUCCCAGCCUCUCUCGCAACCAGCCAGUACGCAAUUACAUGAAUCGAGCGAUGACACGCCCCGACGCCGAUCGAUCUCAGGAGUCCUAAAGAACACAGGAGAAAACCGACUUCGGGAACGCGGUAAAUCUCCCCAUUUCCAUGUCCAUUUCUCGCCUGGGAUUGGCGACCACGGUGGAGUGGGAGAAUCGCCACCACAUAGCAUCGCAGGAACGGUACGCGGUGCUGGAGCAUCACGACCUGGUGGUCCCGCAGUCGCACGCAAUGCCCUCAGAUUUGUACCAGAAGGAGAUUCUCCCAGUUUCCAUCUACCCACAAGUCAACGCGAACUGCUCGGGAUUCGCGCGACCAGCGAGAGAUGCCGUGUGCCAGAUCUCUCUGGCCCAGCGGGACCUGUACGAAGUGAGAACAGCGGUUUAGCCGGGACUCUUCCCACCCUCAACACGGGCCCUGCAUCGCCAGAUAUGUCAGGCUUCAAAUCUGACCAGCCACUUGUGCUGCUUGAUAUUUAUGUAAAUUAUCUGUCUCAAGCUUGGCCACAUGUCACCUACGGGGACAUAUCUAGCUGUUCAACAGAAGACUAUAUAGAGCGACUCUUGGUUUCAGAAGACACAGACCAGUACGAGAUCUUGUUUAAGGCCAGCGUCGUUGCGGCAUUCGACCUGUCGGAUUGGUCAGCCGCUCGCAAAAAGCUGGCACUGGACUAUGGUAUAUUUGUGUUGGUAAAGGCUGUCGACCGCGGUGUCAAGAUAUCUCUCAGAGCCGGAAAGGGGCCCGCGAGGUCGAGAAUCGCAGACAAUGUCUGA
Fonsecaea erecta is the source of this 2046-nucleotide messenger RNA. RefSeq lists its product as hypothetical. Gene Ontology annotation, cellular component: nucleus. Gene Ontology annotation, molecular function: ATP binding; protein serine/threonine kinase activity. Gene Ontology annotation, biological process: protein phosphorylation; mitotic DNA damage checkpoint signaling. The coding region runs from base 1 to 2046 and encodes 681 amino acids. Lineage: Eukaryota; Fungi; Ascomycota; Eurotiomycetes; Chaetothyriales; Herpotrichiellaceae. The transcript has 2 exons. The record is from RefSeq and is a predicted model, not a curated record.